AUGGGCUGGGACGGCGAUGAAGACGGCGAGACGAAGCGCCAGAAGCACAUUUCGUUUGAGGACGGCAGUCUGGACGGCAGCGAUGAGGACGAGGGAGCCGUCGAGGUCACCUUCGACAAUGGAAACCCGUACAGGAGAAAGAGCUCGCUCGUCACGUCCGAGGCACCUGCGCCCAGGACGAAGCGCAUCCCGCCCGGCCAGCGCGCCGAAUGCGUUGUCCAUCAGUUGAUCGAGGACCAGCGACGCUCGCGACACUCUUCCGCCGCGAGCUCGCCCAACCGCAACCAGUACCGCGCGCAUCCGAUAUACACGCAUCCGAACCACCACGACGGCGCCGUGGACAUUAGCAAGGAGCGGAGGAUGGACCGGAUCAUCGAUCUCAAGAGCCCCGGCGACCAGCAAAAGUGCCGUGCGGUGGUCGACACCGACUGUCUCGACGAGGAUGCCGGCCUUGGACAGGUGGACCAGAAGGUAUGGACCAAGGAGAUGACCAAGACGGACUCCGAGACGGACCUCACCCACCACCACUCGUACGAGAACAUACACAGCCGCAUGUUGACCAAGAAGCAGCUGAGCGACAUGGCGUGGGGGGUCCGAGAGCUGAGCAGGCGGCUGAGCAGCAUGCGCAUCCGCUUUCGGGUGAGGACCAUCUUUCUACUGACAAAGAUCCACGACUCGGAUCUGAUCUGCAACACGCGGGCGCUGGCCCAGUGGCUGCUCAGCAAGGAGAGGGACGUCAAGUACGUUGUGUACGUGGAGAAGAUUCUCAAGACCAACAAGAAGUUUGACGUGGCAAGGAUGAUGGACGAUCUGGUUCGCGAAUACGCCCAAGAAGGCGGCGUGGACGAGGACAGCGCCCGGGAUGACAUUCAGAAACGCCUCCGGUACUGGGAUGAAUCCAUGUGCAGGGCGCGGCCGCACCAGUUUGACUUUGUCAUCACCCUCGGAGGAGACGGCACCGUCCUGUACGCGAGCUGGCUGUUCCAGAGGAUCGUGCCGCCGGUCCUGAGCUUUGCGCUGGGCAGUCUCGGCUUCUUGACCAAGUUUGACUUUGAGGACUACAAGCCGAUUCUCAGCUCUGCCUUCUCCAAGGGCGUGACGGUCAGCUUGAGGCUUCGCUUCGAGUGCACGGUGAUGAGGAGCGUGCGAAGGAAGACGCCCGAGCCCGAGUCUGAGGAGGACGGCGACGAGUCGCACUAUAGGCGGGAUCUGGUGGAGGAGCUGAUUGGCGAGGAGAACGAGGAUGAGCGGACGCACAAGCCGGAGGGGACGUAUGAGAUAUUGAAUGAGCUCGUGGUUGACCGAGGACCAAACCCAACAAUGUCGUAUACGGAAAUCUUUGGAGACGAUGAGCAUUUUACCUCGGUGCUCGCGGACGGCAUCUGCGUGUCUACGCCAACGGGCUCGACGGCAUACAACCUCGCCGCCGGAGGCUCGUUGUGCCAUCCCGAAAAUCCCGUGAUGCUCGUCACGUCCAUCUGCGCUCACACGCUGUCCUUUAGGCCCAUCAUCCUGCCGGACACCAUCGUGUUGCGGGUUGGCGUGCCCUACAACGCAAGGACGUCGUCGUGGGCCAGCUUUGACGGGCGGGAGCGGGUGGAGCUGAAGCCCGGCGACUAUGUGACUGUGAGCGCGAGCAGAUAUCCGUUCGCGUCGGUGCAGACGGAGGGUCGGAGGAGCGAGGAUUGGAUCAAUAGUAUAAGCGGGAAGCUGGGAUGGAAUACGAGGCAGAAGCAGAAGGGCUUCAAGGAGUGGGAUAGCUGA
Messenger RNA from Trichoderma citrinoviride, 1764 nucleotides. Its product is annotated as ATP-NAD kinase. The coding region runs from base 1 to 1764 and encodes 587 amino acids. The transcript is spliced from 3 exons. Lineage: Eukaryota; Fungi; Ascomycota; Sordariomycetes; Hypocreales; Hypocreaceae. Gene Ontology annotation, biological process: NAD+ metabolic process; NADP+ biosynthetic process. Gene Ontology annotation, molecular function: NAD+ kinase activity. The record is from RefSeq and is a predicted model, not a curated record.